This is a messenger RNA of Populus trichocarpa (black cottonwood), 645 nucleotides long. Its product is annotated as calcium-binding protein PBP1. The coding region runs from base 73 to 432 and encodes 119 amino acids. Gene Ontology annotation, molecular function: calcium ion binding. The transcript has a single exon. NCBI's taxonomy places the organism in Eukaryota, Viridiplantae, Streptophyta, Magnoliopsida, Malpighiales, Salicaceae. The record is from RefSeq and is a predicted model, not a curated record.
CAUACCUUUCCACUCAUAAAUCACAUAAGAAUCCAAUCUUCACGCUUGUUUUCAAAGGUGUCUUGAUCAAGAAUGGCAGGAGUUGAGAAAAGAGCAGAUUUUGAAGACUUGUUGCCUGUAAUGGCAAACAAGCUAGGUGGGGAAGGUUUGAUAAACGAGCUGUGUAAUGGGUUUCAGCUGUUGAUGGAUAAAGAUAGAGGGGUCAUUACUAUGGAGAGUUUGAGAAGAAAUUCGUCUUUCUUGGGCUUGCAAGAUUUGAGUGAUGAUGAGCUUGCUAGUAUGGUUAAAGAAGGUGAUCUUGAUGGUGAUGGGGCCUUAAAUCAAAUGGAGUUUUGUGUUUUGAUGUUUAGAUUGAGUCCUGAGUUGAUGCAAGAAUCAAGAUUCUGGCUUGAAGAAGCAUUUGAGGAGGAGCUCAAGAGUGAUGGGCUUUGAGUCAUGCUAGCUGCUGGUGAUGAUCAUCAUUGUUUCUACGGAUUUUUCUUUUGCCAUUGCAAAGAUUUGUAUGCAAAUAAAAAUUAACACCGCCUUGAUAUGGUGCUGACCACUUCAGUCUAGUUUCUUUGUUAUUUGUUUUCUAAUUUGUUGCUAUUGAUGUUCAAAAUUGAAAGGAGAAUACUUAAAUACAGAGCAUUAUUUGCAGGGAAA